AUUGUUAGUGUUGGCGAUUCUUUUCGGUCAUGGUUCUACGGUGACAGUGUUGUGUCAGACGGGUUAAUUCGAUUGUUUUCUCCCAUACAUCCGUUAUUUCUUGCCAUACCCUACUUCAUGAAUUCAAAGAAGGUGUUCAAGGAGCUUGAUGAGAUUAUUUGUGAUCCUGAAUAUCCCGCUAUAGGGCUACUUAUGAAAAAUGAGCAGUUUUUGAAAAACGUUGAUAAUAUUUGUGAUUCAAAAGAAGUUUGCGACGCAAAGGUGUUCCGUUUUAAUGAGAGCAAAGCUCUUGAAUGGAUUGCUUUUCGUUUUCAGCGGCUUAGAGAUGCUCUUGUGGAGGAAGGCAGUCUACACAAGUUAAUUACUUCAAACAGUGAGGUGCUUGAUCGGUACUCCUUCGGCUUAUUGUCUGACUACAUGAAUCCUGAAUUGACUGCACUGGCAAAGGCACAUCUCUCAAUACAAGAUCCUGCUAAUAAUGAGAAUGAACGCGUAGACAUGUCAAUGAAAAGAAAAGCUGAAGAAUCCUUUGAAGAUAUCGUUCAGAAACCGGCUAAGAAGCCGAAAGAGUCGAUAAUAAUGAAGAAGCUGCAACAAGCUAGCAAGGGCACAAAGUCUAUUAAUAAUUUCUUCACUAAGAGAACUUAA
Messenger RNA from Ostertagia ostertagi, 648 nucleotides. Lineage: Eukaryota; Metazoa; Nematoda; Chromadorea; Rhabditida; Trichostrongylidae. The record is from the annotation of a GenBank genome assembly.